Molecule: messenger RNA, 5487 nt
Organism: Esox lucius (northern pike)
Lineage: Eukaryota; Metazoa; Chordata; Actinopteri; Esociformes; Esocidae
Gene: nfkb1
Product: nuclear factor of kappa light polypeptide gene enhancer in B-cells 1
Exons: 24
Coding region: 452-3265 (937 amino acids)
Biological process (GO): cellular response to stress; response to cytokine; inflammatory response
Cellular component (GO): cytoplasm
Molecular function (GO): DNA-binding transcription factor activity, RNA polymerase II-specific; protein binding; RNA polymerase II cis-regulatory region sequence-specific DNA binding
Source: RefSeq, a predicted model, not a curated record
UAUUCCUAGUUAGGUUAGCCAGCUAGCGUUAGCUGUUAUGACAACUUUGCUACCUAGUUUAACGUAACGUUAAUCCACUUCCUCUUUAUUAGCAAGUUAGCUAUCAGGCAUGCUAGUCACCAGCAAGUUGUCUGAAUAAGAGAGAACUGACGCUUUCGCUUUGUUUUUAUUAAGUAAUUAUGUGGCAACAGUUGGAAUUAAUUUAGGAGAGGUUGCUGCAAUAGUUCAUUUAUCCUGACCUAUGGUAACCUAACUAACAUGAACAGACUAGUAGCGAAGUAGUUUAUACAGGGAGUAUAACUGUAGUACUGCUAUAGUAGCUAACACAUCCAAAUUUCACUCGAGAGUUGUACUGUGUUCGACUAGAGUCAACUACACACAAUUUCGAGUUUAGUCGGCUACAGACGUGACUCAUUUGUAGGAAAUCACGGAACAUUUUAAGUACGACACCAUGGCAGGAGAGAAUGAACAAUACCCACCUCACCCAGUCCCUUCGUACUAUGACAUAGGCUUAGACCCGCUGUGGGAAACUCUGCAUUUCCCUUCCUUGUCACACACCAACUCACUCCGGACAGCAGAUGGACCCUACCUCCAAAUUAUUGAACAGCCAAAACAGCGGGGUUUCCGUUUCCGUUACGGCUGUGAGGGGCCAUCUCAUGGUGGGCUCCCUGGGGCCUCCAGCGAAAAGAACAGGAAGUCCUAUCCCCAAGUCAAGAUCUGCAACUACCAGGGCGCGGCUCGUGUGGUGGUCCAGCUGGUGACCAACUCCAAAGAUGCCCAUCUCCACGCCCACAGUCUAGUGGGGAAGCAGUGUGACAAGGGCAUCUGCAUUGCAGACCUCCAGCCCAAAGACCCCAGUAUCAGUUUCCCCAACCUAGGCAUCCUCCAUGUGACCAAGAAGAAUGUAAGUAAGACCCUUGAGGACCGCAUGACCGAGGCCUUCAGGAUGGGCUACAACUGUGGCAUUGUCAUCCACCCUGAGAUAGACACCCUGCAGGCGGAGGUUCGCGUUCCCCGAGAACUCACUGAUCACCAGAGGAGUCUGAUCUGCAGUGCUGCGUCCCACCAGGCUAAAGACAUGGACCUGAGUGUGGUGCGUCUCAUGUUUACAGCCUUCCUGCCAGACAGUGACGGGGGCUUCUCCCGCAGGCUGGACCCGGUCAUGUCUGACCCCAUCUUCGACAGCAAAGCUCCUAAUGCGUCCAACCUGAAGAUUGUGCGAAUGGAUCGUACAGCAGGCUGUGUGACGGGGGGAGAGGAGGUCUAUCUGCUCUGUGACAAGGUCCAGAAAGAUGACAUCCAGGUACGUUUCUACGAGGAUGACGAGACGGGGUUGACAUGGGAGGCUUUCGGAGACUUCUCCCCCACCGAUGUCCACCGACAGUUUGCCAUUGUUUUCAAGACCCCCAAAUACAGAGACCCAAACCUACAAAAGCCCACCUCAGUGUUUGUGCAGCUGAAGCGUAAAUCAGACAACGAAACAAGCGAGCCGAAGCCGUUCACAUACCACCCUCAAAUCAUAGAUAAGGAGGAGGUGCAGAGGAAGAGACAGAAGACCCUUCCUAACUUCCAGGAUUACAGCGGUCAAGGUGGAUCUGGGGGCAUGUACCGGGGGCCGGGGGGAGGCUCAGCUGCCGGGGGAGGCCCUGGCUCAGGGGGAGGAGGUUAUUUCCAGGGUUACCCCACAUACAAUAACUAUGGAGGUGGAUACAACACUGGGUUUUCCCCUGGCAUGAGUGGUGACGCCACGGGCAUCAAACACGCUCCACAGGGUAGAGCGGAAGACAGCGGCGAUGACAGCGACGUGGAUGAUGACCCGGCCUCAGGGACCUCGGUCCGGGUCCAAGCCCAGUCAGAGGAUGUCACUGCUGGGGAGAGGAGUGAGGAGGAGGGGGUUGUGGAACCAGGACCAGGUGACAGGACUGGAGAGUGUUUACUGGAGGCCAGGCUGGUGGAUGUUGCUGAAAGACAGGCCGAAGCCCUCUUCCAGUACGCUGUCACUGGGGACAUUCGCUACCUGCUGGCUCCACAGCACCACCUCAUGGCGGCCCAGGAUGAGAACGGUGACACAGGCCUCCACCUGGGGGUGAUUCACAGCCAGACUGACGCGGUCCGGAGUUUUGCCCAGGUCCUGUCUGCCCUGCCUGGGGAGGAUGUGCUCAACAUGCGGAACGACCUCUACCAGACUCCUUUGCACCUAGCGGUGAUAACCCAGCAGAAGGAGGCAGCCGAGGCCCUUAUAUUGGCUGGAGCGGAUGUCACUCUGACUGAUCGCCACGGAAACACAGCUCUUCACCUGGCUGCCCAGCAGAAGGAGGGAGUGAUGGUGGAAUUCCUCCUGAGACACAGAGAGCUGGUAGAACUAGUGGACCUCCCCAACGCAUCAGGCCGCUGCUGCCUCCACCUGGCCGUCUUGGCCAACAGCCUGAGCUCCGUCAGGAACCUUCUGUUGAGCGGGGGCAGUGUGGAGGUCCAGGAGAGAAGCUGCGGCCGGACGGCGCUACAUCUGGCCACGGAGCUGGACAACGUGUCUCUGUCUGGAUGCCUGCUUCUGGAGGGAAACGCUAAUGUGGACAGCUGUACCUACAAUGGCUCCAGUCCUCUUCACAUAGCAGCAGGCAGAGGCUCCGUCAAACUGACCGCUCUGCUAAUGGCUGCAGGUGCUGAUCCUCAUAAAGAAAACUUUGAGCCCCUGUUCUUCAGAGAUGAUGAAAACUGUGUGGAAGAGGAGGAUGAGGAGGAGCAGGAUGAAGGCUACAUCCCAGGGACAAGUCCUCUCAACAUGGCUGCAACUCCUGAGGUAUUGGAACUUCUGAAUGGCAAAGACUACAAGCCAGUGACCCCCACCUCGGUGCUCGUCCCUCCUCAAGGUGACAUGCAUAGCCUGGCCUCCGAGACCAAGCGGGCGUUGUGCCAGGCCCUGGGGGGGCCGGAGGGGGGCUGGGAGAGCCUGGCACACACACUGGGGCUGGGCAUCCUCAACAGUGCCUUCAGACUGAGCCCCUGUCCUGCCAGCACCCUGCUGGACAGCUACGAGGUGUCUGGGGGAAUGGUCAAGGGCCUCCUGGAGGGACUCAGGAUUGUGGGGAACUGCAUGGCUUUGAGUGUACUCGAGGGAGCACUGUCUGAAAAAGAAACUUUAGACCCCCAAAGCACCACACAACUCUUAGAUGCCGGCCUGUCAGACCACAUUAGGGAUCUGAAGCUGGAUGGACGGGUGGACAGUGGCGUGUGUGACAGUGGGGUGGAGCUCUCCACAGCUUGACCUCCACAGCUUGACCUCCACAGCUUGACCUCCAAAGCUUGACCUCCACAUCAGAGCUUUUCCCUCAUCAGGAUGUCAUGAGGUUUCCACCUCCAACAGGCUAUAGACAAUCUCUGCCCACAAGAGACAAAUGUAACAAGCACUCCUCUUCACACAUCAUGCUGAAUAUCCUCACUUUUAUAUUUGUCCCCAUGAUAUUUGAAAAAUAUGAGUAUUUUGUGUAAUGAUUUUCUUUCUGGAAUACUACAAAUAUUUUUGAAUCUUCGAGUUGUCCUCAUGAAUGUGCUUUAUUCAGGGAACACGCAAAGGUAACAGUAACACCGUAUUGAAUGGUUUUGGAAAGUAAUUGCAUUUUCUGAAAUAAUUUAUCACUUAUGCAGAAUGUAUUCUCAACAAGUAAUUACAUUCAAAAUGAUAUGACCAGACAUUCUCUCCACGCUACAGUUCAUUUAUAGCAAACAAAGAUGCAGAAAAUGCAGACCUGUUUUGUGUGGUUGUCUGGACCUUAGCAAAGACUGUGUGGCAGCUGAAACAGGAAUAUCUCUAAUAUAAUUGACUUUACAGAAAGUACAACUUUAAGCGAAUUUGGAAAAUAAUAUUCUGCUGGUGUCUGUAAUUAGAAGUUGUCCCUGUAUAUGCUGCAGAAGCAGUACAGUUCACAGGAUCGGUCAUGGUUCAGGUUCACCCAGCCAGAGACUCUAGCUGUUGAAGUAACACAUGGAAAUGCUCCACAUGGACAGACUGGUUACUGUACAAUCGUUUGUAUUGCAAUCAAGCCACCACUAAUAACUGCUCAUGCAAAGGUUUUUGUAUUACAGGGUGAAAUAGAAUUUCCUACGGAAGUGGUCUUACCAGUAAUAUGUAGUUUGUGAUGGAAUACUGUAAAUAUCACACUUUGCCUUUUUUAGUGCAGUCCUCCUCCUCUCAGUACCAAAACCAUUAUGAUGACGUUAGUUUCUGUGUGGACGACCGUCUCAUUCGAUCAGUUGUCGUUGUUUUGACCUGAGGUGUUCCUUUAUUGUAUCAACUUUUGGUAACACAUUAUUGUCUCCCUUGAGAACCCCAGGGUGACAUUAUGGUCUCCCUUGAGAACCCCAGGGUGACAUUAUGGUCUCCCUUGAGAACCCCAGGGGGACAUUAUGGUCUCCCUUGAGAACCCCAGGGGGACAUUAUGGUCUCCCUUGAGAACCCCAGGGUGACAUUAUGGUCUCCCUUGAGAACCCCAGGGGGACAUUAUGGUCUCCCUUGAGAACCCCAGGGGGACAUUAUGGUCUCCCUUGAGAACCCCAGGGGGACAUUAUGGUCUCCCUUGAGAACCCCAGGGGGACAUUAUGGUCUCCCUUGAGAACCCCAGGGGGACAUUAUGGUCUCUUGCCACAAUCAAAGUGCGUAAAAUAAAUAAUGAAAUAAAAAGAAUAGCAAGACACAACCGACGUUUGUCAGACAACACCUAGGUAAAGACCAAAUUUAUUGAGACAAUGUGUUCUGGACAGGUGAGUAAAAGAUGGAAAUGUUGGUGUGGAAAUUCCUUUCAGUUGAUAAGAGACUAAUAAAAAGUUACUAGAGAGGACUACAUUAAGUUACUUUACCGAAGGCAGUAACACCAGCUAUUGAAGCUAGGGGGUGUACGUACUCCUGAACUAUGAAAUAGAAUUUUGGUUGAUUUGAUGAAUGAUUGUUUAAAAAGACAACUUUCCAGAGGGUGCACCAACUGUUUUUCCUAACUGUAUCGGUUUAAGUUGGGGCAUAAACUUCCUUUUACAAAGCGUUUGUUGUAAGUUAUGAUUAGGUUUCUGUCAUCAAUGCAGUAAAUGGCCUAGGUUUUUAAUUAUCUUAUGUUAAUAUCACAUCCAGUUCUUCAAGAAGGUGGCAAAGAUUUUAGAUAAUGGUGCUGUUUUUCGUUUCUUUGCUAUUUUGUAAUCAGGGCUGCGAUUCAUUGAUAUCAUAAUGUCUUUACAACAUUUGUCCUUUUGCCACAAACUGAGAAGUACUAUCAGAACCAGUCGACCUUGCUAUUGAUAUUCCUCAACAUCUUUAGUUUGAAGCUGUUAACUGGCAUUUUUACAGAUUACAAUAAGCCUCAAUGUCUGUUCCAAACGAAAGGUUUGAUAGGCACUUCUUCACUUUGUCUGGGACUUAAAUAUUUAUACCUGUGGCUUGUGAAACAGCUUUGUACAGAAUGUUAUCAUGAUCCAUUUUUUUAAAUAAAAUUCUUAAUUUUG